AUGGACCCUACUAUUAAUGACUUCGGUGAAAUUAAGAAUGACUUCAGUUAUUUACGAACGGCACCUAUGCAAACGGUUUUCUCUUCUAUACAUCCAAUACAACCACCACCACCACCACCGUAUGCAGUAGCAUCACCACCAUCAAUAAUGCACUCAUCAUCUCCUGCAGCCCUGCCACAUAUGGUAUGGCCAUCUCAAAUUGUAAUAAUGAAUAACAACCAAAUUCCUAUGCACACAGCUCAUAUUCGAGAUUAUAUGGCUUGGUCAAUAAUCAAUAUAGUCAUGGGCUGUAUGGCAGGUGUGAUCGCUCUCGUAUUCUCAUUUCAGACAAGAAGACGAAAACAAGAAGGUGACGUUAAAGCUGCCAUGAAAAUGUCAAAAAUUACUCUUGUUGCAAACAUUUUAAUUACAAUUAUGUUUUUCGUUAUGACAGCAUUCUUAAUAGUUUAUUUCAUUUAUAUCAUGUCAUUUCUCAAGAGCAUUGAGUAG
Messenger RNA from Rotaria socialis, 489 nucleotides. Lineage: Eukaryota; Metazoa; Rotifera; Eurotatoria; Philodinida; Philodinidae. The record is from the annotation of a GenBank genome assembly.